Molecule: messenger RNA, 3176 nt
Organism: Vigna radiata var. radiata (mung bean)
Lineage: Eukaryota; Viridiplantae; Streptophyta; Magnoliopsida; Fabales; Fabaceae
Product: ABC transporter G family member 11
Exons: 9
Coding region: 1030-3060 (676 amino acids)
Cellular component (GO): membrane
Molecular function (GO): ATP binding; ABC-type transporter activity; ATP hydrolysis activity
Source: RefSeq, a predicted model, not a curated record
CAAAAUUGGUUGGUGGAUAUAGAUGUCAAUUUUCUUGGGUGUCCAUUUAUAUCGAAAGUUAUAUGAAAAUGAUGGAUUGUUAUUAUAUUUGUAAACUAUUUUAAGUCUUGACUUUGAAGCAGCUGAAAUUUUGGCUGCAAAAGGAUUUUUUUUACGAAAUAUGAUCAAUAAAAGGAGUUAAUUAAUUUCACAUGGAAACUCAAAGGAGAGUGUCACUAUAAAGAAGAAGACUAUUUGAUGAUGAUAACAAGCAAGGGUUAGGUUAUCUUAUUUUUAACAACUCAAAGUAUAUUUGAUAUUCAAAUCUAUGUAAAAUAAUUUAAUAAUUUUUAUUUGUGGUUUGAGACAGACACUGCCCCAUUUCUUAAAAUGAUUUGCAACUGAUCAUAGUAAUAGUCGACAGAAACUACUUUUCAUCGACAAGUGCGUGAAUGUUUGGGGAAACAAACAAAACAGCGUUUGUUGUGCAAAUGCUUCCUUUACGUGGUUGAACUCAAGCCACAAAUGUCACAAACAUACAUGGGACUAGUGUCCUUACGUGCAUUUGUUAGAGUACGAUUUCAACUUACAAAUUGUAUUCGUUGACACUUUCUAAUAUAGACCAAACAUAGAGUAGGAAAUGUUGAACCACAUAUAAAUAGAGAGCCAUUGGCACAAACGACUUACGUUCUACACACAUUCAACUCAUAUUUUCAAAUACUCAAAUAAUGAUAAUUAUUCACUAAAAUCAAGAACUGAGACUCUUCAAUACACGUCUAACUUGGAUGUUGGAGUGCCUUUUGCGGGUACCCCCCCCUCUCCAUCAGGAAGGCGACUGUGCUGUCAAAGUCUGAAGAUCACAAAGCGGUCAAAGGUUGAAGAUCACCGAACGGUCAAGAUUGUAAACGAUUGAGCGGCCCAGGCAAAAAAAAGAUUAUCGGAGAACCCAGUUCAAACAUUGAAAAACGAUAGAACCACGUCAAAAUAGAGAAAUAUAUCGAGAAGGGUAGUGUAGUGUAGCAGAUCUGCAUUAAAUUGUGUUGUCGUAAAAUGGCUUCUUUUGUUCCAUAUCAUUCACCUGCUCCUGGUGAUUAUGAAACUAAACCUAACUCAUCAAGAGUUGAAGCCACUGCACUGGAAAUAGAAGAAGAAUGGAGUGUUCCUAAAGCAAAAGGAGAAAGUUCAGGUUGGAGAGAAGAGGAAGGUAUGAGCUUGACAUGGAAAAAAGUAUGGGUGACUGCUUCUAUGGGAAACAAUGGAAGCAAAUCAAUUCUGCAGGGUUUAACUGGUUAUGCCAAGCCUGGGCAACUUUUGGCCAUAAUGGGUCCUUCUGGUUCUGGAAAAUUAGGUUCCGACACAAGGCAAACUGGGGAGAUUCUUAUCAAUGGGAAGAAACAAGCCCUGGCAUAUGGAACAUCAGCAUAUGUGACACAAGAUGAUACCUUGAUGACAACCUUAACGGUUGGAGAAGCUGUGCACUAUUCAGCUCAACUUCAGUUACCUGACAGCAUGUCGAAUCAAGAGAAGAAAGAGAGAGCAGAUUUUACAAUCAGAGAAAUGGGUCUUCAAGAUGCCAUUAACACAAGAAUUGGAGGAUGGGGUGUUAAAGGGAUUAGUGGUGGUCAGAAAAGGAGAGUUAGCAUCUGCAUUGAGAUUCUUACACGACCAAGGCUACUUUUCCUUGAUGAACCAACUAGUGGACUUGAUAGUGCAGCUUCCUAUUAUGUCAUGAAAAGAAUCGCUACAUUUGAUAAAAGAGAUGACGUUCGCCGAACUAUUAUUGCCUCAAUCCACCAACCUAGUACUGAAGUUUUUCAACUUUUCGACAACCUUUGUCUUCUAUCUUCAGGCAGAACUGUCUACUUUGGACCUGCUUCUGCUGCAAGUGCGUUUUUCGCUUCAAAUGGUUUUCCUUGUCCUUCUCUCAUGAAUCCAUCAGAUCAUAUGCUGAAAACCAUAAACAAGGAUUUCGAACAGGACACUGAGUUAGGAGGGAAGGAUACAAUACACACUGAAGAAGUGAUUGAGAUCCUUGUAAAUUCGUACAAGUCAUCUGAAAUGAACCGAGAAGUUGAGAAAGAAGUAGCAGAACUAAUUGAAAAGGACACCAGUUCAACAAACAAGAAGAGAAAGCAUGCUGGCUUUAUUAGUCAGUGCUUUUCUCUUACCAAACGAUCAUCUGUUAACAUGUAUCGUGAUCUCGGCUAUUAUUGGCUACGCCUUGCCAUAUAUGUUGCAUUGGCUAUAAGUUUAGCCACUAUUUUCUAUGAUUUAGGUACAAGCCACCGCUCAAUUCAGGAUAGAGGUUCAUUUCUUAUGUUUGUAUCUUCAUUCAUCACUUUCAUGACCAUUGGCGGAUUCCCUUCUUUUGUGGAGGAUAUGAAGGUGUUUGAACGUGAGAGACUAAAUGGACAUUACAGUGUGACUGCAUAUGUGAUUGGGAACACCUUUUCAUCAAUCCCAUUCUUGUUGUUGGUUUCCCUGAUUCCUGGAUCUAUAGCCUAUUACCUUCCUGGUCUUCAAAAAGGCUUUGAACACUUUGUAUACUUCAUCUGUUGUCUCUUUUCUUGUCUGAUGUUGGUAGAGAGUCUUAUGAUGAUAGUUGCAAGCAUUGUCCCGAACUUUCUAAUGGGCAUCAUAACCGGUGCUGGAAUUCAGGGAAUGAUGAUUCUGAGUGGUGGGUUCUUCAGAUUGCCAAGUGAUCUUCCAAAGCCAUUUUGGAAAUACCCAAUGUUCUAUUUUGCCUUCCAUAGAUAUGCGUACCAAGGACUGUUCAAAAACGAGUUUGAAGGACUAAGAUUCGCUUCAGAUAAUGUCGAAGGUGGCUCCUACGUUACUGGUGAAGAAAUUCUAACAAACACAUGGCAAGUAAACAUGAGUUACUCCAAGUGGGUUGAUCUUGGAAUCUUGCUGGGGAUGAUUUUUCUGUAUCGAGUUCUCUUCUUGGUUAACAUCAAAACUACUGAGAAGCUGAAACCGAUCAUUGUAUCAUUCUUGUCGUCAAGAACCUCUACCAAGCGAACAACGUCGAUCAUGCAGAAUCCUAAUGCCACUCCUCUUCAAGAAGUUCAAGUUACUUAAAGUUAAUGAACCAGGUUCAAGAUUUGGAUGAAAAAUCAUUUAUUUGUUGAAAUAAACUUAAAUUUCGGGUUUUGUUUGCACUUACGUUUAAAUUUUAUUUUUUAUUUUUUAUUUUA